Messenger RNA from Pelobates cultripes (western spadefoot toad), 242 nucleotides. Lineage: Eukaryota; Metazoa; Chordata; Amphibia; Anura; Pelobatidae. The record is from the annotation of a GenBank genome assembly.
AUGACGCUGUUGGACCGCGACAGCAGGGUAAGUAUCUUACGGUCCAGUGGAGUCGACAGGACGUACAGCAGCGGCUUGGGGCGACAGGAGAGCAGGGAAAAAACAGAGCCCAAAUGGAACCCAGGCAGCGACUGGACGUCGGAAAGGCAAGGAAAACCACGAGGACCAGGAAAGGAACGAGGAGAGGCGAAUGGAACCAGUGUCAGUCAAGCAACGCUACGGAACGAACGAGACAGGUGGAG